AUGCAUCUGGCAAAACCAAGUUGGCUCGGGCACUUUGACGACAAAAAUCUGAGAACUUCGAUCUUUUCGGUCCAUGUUCACCCUGACGGAUCUCGUUUAGCAACUGGAGGUCUCGAUAAUAAAAUAAAAUUAUGGAGUACUGCCAGCAUAAUAGAUGUAAAUAAAGCAAACGAUUCUAGUGUACCGCGUUUACUGUGUACUUUAGGUCUUCACAAUGGUUCAGUACUCUGCGUCAGAUGGUCAAACAAAGAUGGCCAAUAUUUGGCCUCAGGUUCAGACGACCAACUUAUUCUGAUAUGGGAAUGGGAUAGCUUGGUAUUCAUAUGGGAUGGUAAAACGUUUGAAAAAUUACAUAAAUUAGAUCAGCAUCAUGGAUUUGUUAAAGGUGUCACAUGGGAUCCUGUGGGCGAAUAUCUUGCUACAGAGUCUGAUGAUAAAACGGUUAAAAUAUGGCGAACCACUGAUUGGACUGUGCAAGCUGAAAUUAGUGAACCCUACGCAAGCUCUCCCACAACUACUUUUUAUCGCCGUCUUAGUUGGUCCCCAGAUGGUUCUCAUGUUGCAACAGCAAAUGGUGCACAAGGCGCGGUAGCCAUUGCAGCUAUAUUUAAUCGAGGAGAAUGGCGUACUGAUAUAUCUUUAGUGGGGCAUGAUUCUGCGAUCGAAGUUGUGGCGUUUAAUCCAGUUAUUUUUAUGAUACCUGACAGUGAUGACGCAGACCCCAAUUCGGAGACUAUGGGUAGUGUAUGUGCUGUGGGAAGUCAAGACCAUAGUAUUUCCGUAUGGGUAACGAGGAAUGCCCAAUUUGGCACUCGGGUGUCAGAAGAGGAACAAGAAAAGCUUCUUUCAAAGUAUGGAUUCACGGCAAAGGAACCGAUUAUUCUCGAAAGUACCACUCAACUUAAUUUAGAAAGUGAAUAUGCAAUUGCAAAACGUAAAGAGAAAUCGGAUCAUAUGGCUAAUAUGAUGGCACCCACGGAUUCUACAACUGUUGAUAUGGAAAUUAGCAUUUCUGAAACAAGCAAUAAUUUAGCUACUGGUUCAAAUACUACUGACUUUGGGUCUUCAACUAUUCUACCACAUCCAUUACCAUCAGUUGAAAUGCAGCAACCAAUUAAUGAUAAUGAAGCAUCAAAAGACAUUAAUGGAGUAUCAACUUCAGCAUCCAACACAACGACAAAUGCUGCUAUAACCCAGCAAACUGUUACUGUGACAAAAGACGGGAAGAGGAGGAUUCAACCUCAAUUUUUGAGAAGCCUCACCUCAUCUACCUCUCAAUUACAACCGAACAUAUCUUCAACCUCUGAACAAAUUGUUGCUGAAUCAUCCACAUCAAGUAAUGGCCCUACAAGCGUUCCCACAAUUUUAAAUAAUCAUCAAAAAUCGUCAUCUGAAGAUAUAUUAAGCAGCGAGAUGGAUGCCCCUUCUCGCGCCUUGCCACCUGGCGGAAUUUCUACUCUUGUUAUUGGGAAUAAACGAAGUGCUUCGUCGGCAUCAGAUAUAACUACUCAAUCUAGCAAACGACAAAACAUAUCCAGGUCACAAUCAGAAAUUGACCUACAGCCAAGUGUUUUAAGGUCAUCCCUAGUUUCUCCAUCCGUUGCAAUGUCACAAGUAAGAUUAGCUACUCAUAAGGUUUUGAAUUACCUUGCUAAGGAUCGCCUCGAUGGUGCAACAUUAAAAUUAGAAUGCUACAAUUUUAAUGAAAAUAGUACGAAAACCACUAUAUGGUUUGACUACGUUCCGAGUGCAGUGAUACUUAUUACUGGUCAUUCUCAAUAUUCUGCUGUUGCUUGUGAAGACGGUAGUAUAUAUAUAUACUCUGCUGCCGGUCGACGGUUACUGCCGGUGAUAAUGCUCGAGUCAUCCGCUUCGUUUCUUGAAAUAUGUCGAGAUUAUCUAUUGGUUUUAACUCAAGUAGGGUUACUUGGCAUUUGGGAUUUACGAAACCUUAAAGCGAUCGUACAUUCCGUGUCCAUUGCGCCAAUACUUUCCUCUGCAUCAUUAAAUUCGGAUGAUUUUACUUCCUCUGUGUCAAUAAUAAGUGCACAUGUAAGAUCUAAUGGGAUCCCGUUAUUAAUCACGAGUACAAAUGAUGCAUGGUGUUAUCAUUUUGACAUGCACGUUUGGACGCGUGUGUAUGAUCCACGAUAUACGUCAAAAGAUUCAACUGGAUCGGAGGUUGGUGAGGUUAAUGAUGGUGGCAUAUUGGCAACACUCGAAAAUUAUGCAAGGCAAGGAGGCGCAAAAAAUCUUGGGUCAUUGUCACACUUGAGACGAUUGAGUGGAAAUGAUACUCCGGAACAACCAAAUCAUAUGAUUGGCUAUUUGGAAAAUCAGCUUAUUUCCGCUGAAUUAGUCAAUUCUCCUGUAGAGUAUAAAAAAUUGUUGUUCCAAUAUGCACAGAAAAUAGCUGAUGAAGAGGCAGAAUACAGAUUACAUGAACUAUGUAUUCAACUACUUGGACCUACAAAUAAGCAAGGAAUGUCGAAGCGUCAAUUACUUGAAGAAGUAUUGACGGUUCGUGAACUUCCAAGCCCGAACAAAUCACACCCUGGAAGUGUUGGUAUUGAACCUGAACUCGAACUACUUUUUUACAGUGGUUUGAGUUAG
Molecule: messenger RNA, 2613 nt
Organism: Dentiscutata heterogama
Lineage: Eukaryota; Fungi; Glomeromycota; Glomeromycetes; Diversisporales; Gigasporaceae
Source: the annotation of a GenBank genome assembly